Messenger RNA from Moesziomyces antarcticus, 1272 nucleotides. Its product is annotated as g-patch domain protein. NCBI's taxonomy places the organism in Eukaryota, Fungi, Basidiomycota, Ustilaginomycetes, Ustilaginales, Ustilaginaceae. Gene Ontology annotation, biological process: mRNA splicing, via spliceosome. Gene Ontology annotation, molecular function: nucleic acid binding. The record is from RefSeq and is a predicted model, not a curated record. The transcript has a single exon. Bases 1 to 1272 code for a protein of 423 amino acids. Gene Ontology annotation, cellular component: spliceosomal complex.
AUGGCCACCACCACCAAGGGCAAGGUGUCCCAGCCAGCCGCGAGGCACAGCGCCUUCCACGACUCGGACGACGACGACGACAAUGACGCCGCUCGCUCCACCCAUCGCUCAUCUGGCCGUCAAGAGGAGAUCGUUUCGUUUGGCCGCAACGGCGCUCAAAAACGUACAUCGUCUCCUCCUCGCCCCACAGCACCACGCGUAAUCCCAGUCGCAUCCAAUCUCGAUUGGCGCCAAGAUCGCAAGCAGCGCAUGGGCAUCGCCACCAACUUAAAGUCACUCGGCCCCCUCGUCUCCAUGAGACGCGCAGACUCGUCCGUCGUAUCAGGCCCCUCCCAAACCCACGACAAUGACAACGCUGCAGACGCCAUCAACACCGAUGCUCAGAAAAGCGGCUUGGAAAUUCGCCAGCCGAGGACUCAGCAGACCGCCUCAUCCAACCCUGACUCGCGACCAGUACCCGCCGAUUCCGAAGCACUACCAGCGCCCGCACCACAUGCAUCCGUUCAAGGCACCGACGAGGAGGCACUCAAAGCUCUCCUGGCGGGCGAAAACGGCUCUGCAGAAGCUGGAACUCAUCUCAUCAUCCCACAGGAGGACGAAGCCGAGUUCCUCCAGCACGACAUCGAAUCCAGACCAGAGGCGCCUUCGCUCGAUGACUAUGCAGCACUUCCCAUCGAGCAGUUCGGCAUGGCCCUGCUUCGUGGCAUGGGCUGGAAGGAAGGCAUGGGCGCAGGGAAAGGUGGCAAGGGUCCACAGCAAGCCGCCGAGCCCAAGAAACGAGCCGCCUUGCUCGGCCUCGGCGCAAAGGAGAGGGCCGUUCCGGCUACAGGUUUGCCUUCCUCGUCCUCCUCCCACAAGCAUCGAUCCUCGGGUAAACGCGACUACAAGUACGUUCCCAUCACAAGAGCCGACAGUCCAGCAACUUCAAACACAGAUCCUCCAUCGCGCCACUCCAGCCGCGACGGCGACAAGCCUCGCAGCCACGCAUCAUCGCAUCGCGACGAGCGCAGAACAGACACGUCCGAUCGCCAUGCUGCCCCGCGCGACAGCACCAGGCACACCGACUCGCACUCGUCUCGAAGACGCUCUCGCAGUCCUACGGCAAGAAGGCAAGAUCGACAUCAGACCAAUGCAAGGGCGGAAGACGACAUAGCCAGGCGCUCUCAUGCCGCUUCCAGCUCCGUUCGUGAGCACAGGCGCGACCGCGAUCGAGACGACAGGCACCGACACGACAAACAUCGCGACGAACGACAUCGAGACCGUCGUCGCUGA